Molecule: messenger RNA, 1296 nt
Organism: Tachyglossus aculeatus (Australian echidna)
Lineage: Eukaryota; Metazoa; Chordata; Mammalia; Monotremata; Tachyglossidae
Gene: CENPH
Product: centromere protein H
Exons: 9
Coding region: 1-762 (253 amino acids)
Biological process (GO): chromosome segregation; mitotic spindle organization; kinetochore assembly
Cellular component (GO): kinetochore; nucleus
Molecular function (GO): kinetochore binding
Source: RefSeq, a predicted model, not a curated record
AUGGAGGCGGUGGGGGCCGCCGCCCGCCGGCUGGGGGAGCUGCUGCGGCCGCUGCGGGGGCCCGGCUCGGGCGGCGCGGAGGAGCCGCAGCCCGCGCGGGCGGCGGAAGGAGACGACGACGACGACGACCACCGGGACGUGCUGCGGCUCCUCAGGUUAAUUGAGAAAAUUAAGCAACAACUCAUGGAAUGUAAAGUGAUGAUCGAUAGGAGUGAAGAAAGAACUCCUGACCAAAUCAUAGAAGAAAGAUUAAUCGAAAGCCAAGUUGAAGAGUUGGAAAGUGAAAUUGAAGAGGCGAAGACUUCUUUCAUGAACAAAACGCUGGCAUUAAGAAGGUUGCAACUUGGCAACACUCUCAAAACCAAGCUGGUGAAAAAUGACAGUGAUUCUGGAUUGAUCUUGACGACCCUAAAGCACAUAUUAACGCUGAGCGGUGCCAUCCUGAAAGCUCAGCAGGAAACUCGAGAGAUGGAUGAAAGGCUGCUUGAAGUUCGGAAGAAGAGGCUCGCGCUGAAGCAGACGGGAGAACGCCAGCUCGUCGACAUCCAGACCCUAAAGAGGAAGAAGAAAGAGGAAUUAGAGGGUAUGGAAGUGAGCGACCUGAUAAAGAGGAUCAAGGAGAACGUUCAAAAAGAAAUUCAGAUGACCGUCGUGAUUCAGAACGUCUUCCAGAACAUCAUUAUUGGGACCCAGGUCAACUGGGCUGAAGAUCCGGCCUUAAAGAAUAUUGUUUUACAGCUUGAGAAAAACCUAGUGUCUUGAACAAGAAGACAGUGUAUCUUUUAUAAACAUUUUCGUUCCUUCAGACUUAGUUGCCCGGGUGAGUGUGACAUUAUUGUGUCUGUCGUGCUCAUCUUGAGAAUGCGCUUCGUGAUUUUUAGAUGUGUUGAACUAAAAUUUCUGCAAGUGCACCAAUGCAUUUCUGCUCCAGUCAUGCUGAUAUUAGUUGUAAAGCAGCUGUAAAAUCUGCCCGUUAUGAACCUUGAAGGUAUUAUGAUCUUAUCCCACCUUAUAAACCACUUUUUAAAAACUUUUUUUUUUUAAUUUGGGAAGAUUGGAAUUGCGUAGUGAAUCCAUUCUUUGGUCCCAGCUACCGUUUUAGAGUGUCCUCCGGGAAAAUGCCUUUGGAUCAUUCCGUCGUGUCACGCUACAGUAAGGAGAUUUGUUGAGAGGAACAGCAUUGUAAUGUGUUCAGAAUGGCCUCUAAUUGCAUUUGAAAACCUUUCAAUCCUAUUUUGUAUUAUAAAGUUUGUAUUUACUCCAGGCGUUGAAUUAAAGUGUACGGCUUCCAGUCAA